This is a messenger RNA of Penicillium verhagenii, 3273 nucleotides long. RefSeq lists its product as uncharacterized. Gene Ontology annotation, molecular function: protein-N-terminal amino-acid acetyltransferase activity; structural constituent of ribosome. Gene Ontology annotation, biological process: translation; N-terminal peptidyl-methionine acetylation. The transcript is spliced from 11 exons. Lineage: Eukaryota; Fungi; Ascomycota; Eurotiomycetes; Eurotiales; Aspergillaceae. The coding region runs from base 1 to 3273 and encodes 1090 amino acids. The record is from RefSeq and is a predicted model, not a curated record. Gene Ontology annotation, cellular component: ribosome; cytoplasm; NatB complex.
AUGGCGCCUUCCAAAGACCCGGUCUUCCUCCGGCGCAACAAUCAGAUCCAAGAUGCCAUUGACGGGCAGAAUUUGAAACAAGCCCUGCAGUUAAUCGAGAAGCGCAUAAAGAAAGGUGAAGAGACCCGUUUCCUAAAGGCAUGGAAGGCACACGUUCUUUUCCGAAUGGCGGACGAGGCUCACCAGCAGCGUGGCAUUGCAGAGACUAUCGAGCUCUGCAAGGCUGAACCACCUACCACCGAUAUUGACACCCUCGAAAUCUUGAACCAGACUCUACAGAAGAUGGGAGGACACCUCGACACCCAGAGUAUGCUAUGGGAGAAAGCAGCGAAGGCGAAGCCCAAUGCCUUGGAUCUACAGCUCAUGUGGUUCACAUAUUCAUUUGAGGAAGAUGAUUGGAAGUCCGCACAAAAGGCUUCUAUGAGUCUUCAAAAGAACUUUCCUCGGGAACGGAAGUAUUAUUUCUGGGCCAUAUUUUGCACCCAUAUGCUCGCAGAAGACAAUAAGAGCUCAGAAAUGGAGCGGAAGUUGUUCGGGACAUUGGCGUAUCGCAUGAUUUCCAAAGCGGCUGCCGAUGUCCCCACUGACCCAGCCCAAUUACUGAGUCAGCCUCGAGCUAUUCAAAAGUCGGAGGAAAUGGUGUUACUUGUCAGAAUUCUCGAAUCUCAACAACGCUUUGAUGAGAUUGUGAAGAUUCUGGACAGCGAAAAUGUGGGUAUUAAAUCGCGCAUCUGUCAGAAUGACAGGACUUUCCUCGGUUCCAAAGCCACCAGCCUAGGUUCGGCAAAAUUAUGGGACGACGCGAUCACUUUCGUCAAGGAACUCUACACUGUUUCCGAUGAGGAAAAGCGGAGCAGCCUUCAAGAACUGGAUGAUUGGAUAAUCUGGAACUUGCUGAUCGAGGCUGAGAAGAACACUCAUACUCCUGGAACGUCCGCUGAAAUUUUGAAAAUUGUCGAGAAUUUCACGGCAUAUCAACCAAAAUCUCGAAAUGCAGCCCUGGCUCGCCUUGACAUAAUCGCGUCUGGCAUCGCGAAAGGUGAAAUGACCGUGGAAGAACAUUAUCUUCCUGCUUGUCAGAAGUACAUUGAUCUGCACAAGGGCAAGCUUUAUGCAUUUAGUGACCUUAAACGGGUCUUGGCUGGCAACAAAGAUGCCAUGGCCAAGAUGCUUAAAUAUAUGUCCGAGAGUAAGACGGAUGACAAAUAUGUCAUCAAUGCUAAGAUCAACGCUCUGAAGCUCGAAUACUGCCUGAACAUUUCGGGCGCUGAGACCAGUCCUUCCCGGGAAGUGAUUGAGGAAUUCGUUACCCGCUGCCUGAAUUUAUACCAAACUUCUGCCAGUGGAAGUGAGGUGGAAAAAGUAGAAGCAGCCUCCAAUGGGUCAUCUUCCACCAUUGAAAGCAAGUCUACCGAUGACUUGUGCAUUCUGGCCGCCAUGGCCAUCAUGAGUGAGACAAAUGAGCAAUCGCUGGUUUCGCACACUUCUCUGCUUCGUGCUAGCGCAAUCCUUGAACGUCUUCUACGUGAUUCACCCCACUGCUACCAGGCUCUUCUUCUUCUAGUGCGCAUGUACCUUCUCUUCGGAGCGGGCUCUCUUGCUUUCAGCACGUUCAACAAGAUGUCUGUGAAACAGGUGCAAUAUGAAAGUGUGGCUCACAAUUUCUUCACACGACUUUCUACGAUUCAUCCCCACUCAGCGCCCCCGACUGAAGGUGUCGAGCGAAAGAACUUUGAUCCCCAAGCCGCAUUUGUUCAGGGUCUCAACUUCUUCCGCAAUGCUGACAACACUACCAUGGAUUUCCGAAGCCGCGGUCUGGAUCAAGGAAGUUAUAGAAAUGUGGAAGAGAUUAUUGAGCUCCGUCGACGAUUGUCUCAAAGUAUCUGUCGCCGGAUGAUGGCUCUAGAUGUGCGACAGGCACAGCGAUUAGUGGGUGGAGAUCCAAUGACUCGAUUUGAGACGCUUGCCCAAAAUGAUACCCCCAUUCAUGAUCAGCGUGCUUAUGACGCAUUUAUGGACUGUGAAUUCCCUGGCAAGCGUAGCUUCGAGGAGACAGUGCGCCCAGGACCUAUUCCAAAGGCCAACUGGCUCGCCUCAGCUAGAGUUACAGAUCGACUCUUCAGUGUAUUGAAGGGUAUCUCAAUUCAGACGCCAUUGACCCCAGAAACAGAUCUACCCGACCUCAGUGGCCUGUUUAUCUCGGAUAUCAAUGACCAGACUGAUGCCGAGAAAGAGAAAUCAAGAAUCCAUGCUCAGUUGCUCAAGGUGGCGACUUUCAUGGCUGGAUCCAAGCUCACAACCCCCGAGCAAGCUGAGAAAGCACUUGGAGAAGUAGAAGAAUGGUUGAACUCGAAAAAGAUCAAUCUCACUCUGAACGAGUCCCAAGUCUCUCCUCUCAUGAUUUCAAAAUCUGUUUACCUUCAGGCUGAUAGCCCCACAGCCGCAACUUGGGAAUAUCUUCACAGCAUCUUCACCCUUCUUGAGACUCUCAAGGCCCUGUCACAAUUGGCCACUCUAGCUUCUCGCAAGGGCUCAAAGUCUGCCAAGCUGCCAAAGGAACGUGUGGAGCGGCUGUCCGAACUUGUGCCAGAGGUCUUCGAGCUCGUUCGGUCUAAUACCAAGAGCUUGAAGCAGCACAUAUCUAGAUCGGGUGUUUUGAGUACCAUGGUUGACGUUGUGAUCCAGGGACCAUCUUCCUCCCCACAGAGCAAGGAACUCCAAGCAGCAUUGGAGACAACUUUAGGCAUGUCUGAUUUGGAGUUAUUCUGUGGUUCUUUGAUGGAGAGUUGGGAGGAGGCACUGGAUGCCCUAGCCCUAGCCCUUCGCCUACACACAGAGUCCCGUGCCAAGACCCGCAAUUGUGCGGUUCCAAGGACACUAGGGGAUUUCCACAAGACUUUCUUCAUUCCCUCCUUCGACAACCACCGCCAACCCCUUCAGUCACCAACCGUCGAGAUGGCGCAGGAACGUACCGGUAUCAUCGUCGGCACCAACAGCGGCCGGAAAACCACCGCCCUGAACACCCCCAAGACCAAGAUCAGCCGUACUAAGGGCCAGUCUUCCCGCCGCACCCAGUUCGUGCGCGAGAUCGCUCGUGAGGUCGUCGGUCUUGCCCCCUAUGAGCGCCGUGUCAUUGAGUUGUUGAGAAACGCUCAGGACAAGCGUGCCCGUAAGCUCGCUAAGAAGCGCCUCGGCACAUUCACCCGCGGUAAGAGAAAGGUUGAGGACAUGCAGAAGGUCAUCGCCGAGUCUCGCCGUGUCCAGGGUCACUAA